Molecule: messenger RNA, 5720 nt
Organism: Esox lucius (northern pike)
Lineage: Eukaryota; Metazoa; Chordata; Actinopteri; Esociformes; Esocidae
Gene: tsc22d2
Product: TSC22 domain family 2
Exons: 3
Coding region: 2755-4593 (612 amino acids)
Biological process (GO): regulation of transcription by RNA polymerase II
Source: RefSeq, a predicted model, not a curated record
CAUCUCAUGCAAAACAAAAGCCAAAAUGAGACAUCAGUCAACAGAUCAGUCAACAAAUCAAUCGCCACAGGAAAAGAGCUCAUGUUGAGAGACAAAAUCAGGAAAUGCUUGAAGAACAACAGUAAAAAAGCAAGCAUUUCCAGGUGAUGUGAAAGGACCCGGAGAAUAGAUGUUCCAAGGAUUGUGGAAAUAAAUACAAGAAAUGGCCCAGAAUGCGUGUUUUGAGAAAAUUAUCAAGGACAAAUCUAAGAAUUUUAAUGAGGAUCUGACUAAUUAAGAAAAACAUUCAAUUGAUCAGUUUCGUAGUUGUAAAAUUACAAAGUUUUUGUUAUCAGGUUAUAUCUGACAAAAAUAGUAUGAGAAAAGAUUUCUGCUGAUGACAAUGAAACACACUCUUCAUAUGCAACCCUUGCAAUAAUCAUCAGAACCUAGCAAUAGUCAUCAAAACCCUGCAAUAGUCAUCAAACCCUGCAAUAGUCGUCAAAACCUUAUACCACUUAAUGCACCAAGUCUUCAUCCUUGGAGUAACAGGCCAUCCAACUUGUUGACAUUGUAGCGAUAGGUUUUGCAGGAGCAGGCACCUUUUUGGAUGGGAAUGUUAUGUUUCUUACAAGGGAUAAUAUGGAAUCCCUCAGGUGGCAAUAAAAAAUACACAGGGAUAGUAGACUUCAGCCUUGAGACAAGCCACCUAAAGAGCAGCUCUGACCAUGCAGGCUAGGACAGAGACAGUCAGCUUUGAAGCAACCUCACCCAAUGCCACAUAGACACCCUUAAAGUUAUCAACAGAGGCCAAGAACAACUUAUCAACAAGUUUGGUGUUGACACACUUCUUGAAGCUGACAUUGUGAUAAAAAAAUCUUCCCGGCGGUAAGUACAAACAGGCCACUAAUGACGGAGGAGUUCUGACGGUUUGUUUAUCUGAGUUAGGGGAGGGGUUUAAUCACAAAUGUACCAUGGGUAAUGACAUUUCUACACACAUGGCAGUGUCAUUCGUUUCACUCAAAUGAAAGAUGAGUUAACCAGUAUUUACUGUUUAAACACAAUUUUGAUGAUGUUAGGGUGGUUCCUUUGUCUUUAAUGUUUAUACCAAUAUUAAUACUACUAUGACUGUUGAACAGGAAGAGUUUGGUCCAACAUUGUGACUUUUAUGCAUAUUGUUUUAACGUAGAACAUGAUUAACUACAAAUUAUAUUUCAGAGUUUCCUAAUUUUGACUAGCACAUGAACACUAAAUAGGAACUCAUGAUAGAUGGAAUCAUGAUAAAUGGAUUAGCAGGAAGGUAUUAAUUAGCACUUCAGAAACAAGUCUUGAGAGACGUCUUGAAAGUCGUCCCAUUCAUGUAUCAGUGGUUCCCAACCAGGCUACCAGGCUACCAGGCUACCAGGGGGUACUUGGCCUAUCAACAGGGGGUACUGGAGAACACUAAUGACACCAUAGGCUUACUAGUGAAAUGAACAUGAGGAGGUACUUUGAGGGUACUCAGUGCAGAGUAAAAUUCUGUUGGUGGUACAGUAGCUGAAAAAGGUUGGUAACCAGUUAAAUUAUACAUUCUGCGCCUGGGUCUGUUUUGUUAACUGAAGUUAACAAAACAGACCAGUAGGUGUAAGUGGUUGAUGUAAGCAGGUAUUAAAGGGACAAUGACAUACAAAAAUAACAUUCAUUCUUAGACAAUCUAAACUUCUCAAACCAAAUCAUCAGUUAGGGACAUGACUCAACUAAAAGUGUCUAUGUAAGUCCUGCUGAGAAACGAGAAAAAACGUAUCUGCAGUAAACAUCCUGUAACUCUCCUGAUGGUGUUAGGCUUCCUUUCUAUUCAAAUUCUAUUACACCUAAAUAAGCCACAAACAUUUAUUAUUAUCUAAUGUCUAUCCAAAUAAAUGCUGAAUUCGAGGACUUGAAAAGGCAAAUCCGGGCAUCCCAUUCAAAUUCUCAAAUACUUUUACGUACGCCAAUGCGCAAACCUCCCAGGAUGCACUGCGUUUCUUUUUUUGCCAUCUUGUCGGGUGGUAGAGGAAGAGCUGAGCGGCAGUUAGCUAUCUAGCUAGCUAGUCUGUUGUAAGUGUAUUUCUGUCAUAGCAGCAGCUCUAAAGAUUGGGAGAACCAGAGGACAGGGAAGCUGAACUUUCUCCAGUUUAGGAAUUUCUAUCCGUCGGAUGAUAUAUAUUCCAGCUGAAGAGCUGAACGAGGAUAUGGACUUGUUUACAUGAUGUCGUACUCGCUGGUUUCUUGCUAGUUAGGGAGAGAACUGACGACAGCUAUUUGGCUAACGAGUUAGCGUUCUGCUGCAUUAGGUGGCUAGCUAUCUGAAAGGGAGAGUGGUAAAGAAAGGGGCCCGCCUCAGACUGGAGUAUCGGUAGCAGUUGGUGAACAGCAACUACAUCAGGGGCCUGUUUGCAACUCCGGGGCCGGGACAAAACCUCUCUCAGGACUGGAGGCCAGGUCUGGAGGAGCCGGUGAAGAGGAGGCGGUAGUAUUUGGAUACUGGUCACGGCUCUUGCUAACGGAGACUAGUUGCCCUUUUCUAUUUAGGAAGAAGUGGGCUUGUUCGUUUGUACACUCACAAUCUGCUAAUGGAGAGGGGAGCAAAGAAGAUGUCGCAUACGUGUCUCUCGUUGUAAACUGUGGAUUUUUUAGGUAUAUGGCUAGCUAGCUAGCUUAUAGCUAAAACUUAUUCAGUUCAGACUUAUCACACUUAUCUGGAAAUAAAUAGUCACGGGAGUGACUAUCACAGCUAACUAAAUACUCAAGUUCAUCAUGUCAAAGAUGCCAGCAAAGAAGAAGAGCUGUUUUCAGAUCACGAGUGUGACUCAAGCGGCUCAGAUGGCCGUCAGUUGCAACACGGAUGACACGGAGAGUCUGGAUGACCCGGACGAAUCCAGGACGGAGGAUGUGUCGUCGGAAAUAUUCGACGUGUCUCGGGCCGAUUUUGAUCCGGGAGUGUGUGACAGAAGUUCAUCCGAGGAAACCUUAAACAUCGUUGGGGAAGUGGAAGCUGCUGUCAUGGCGUUAAAUAUACCUCAAGAGUCAGUGGCUGCAACAGGUCCUUUUAACGGUGGGCACUCUUAUAGAAGCACGGGCGCAAGUUACGUCAAUCCACCUGUUUUACCGGCUUUGAGCCAGCCAUCCAUUCCAAACUCGGUCACCCAGCAGCCAACGACGGUCAACGCCUGCCCUGCUGCCGAGGUCUCCCCAAGUGUGUCUCAUACUCACCCUGCUGCAGCACCCGGAGCCGCUACCACGACAAGCUGUAGUUCACGUUUCCGGGUCAUCAAGCUCGACCACGGUACGGGAGAGCCCUUCAGGCGUGGCAGAUGGAUGUGCACAGAGUUCUACGAGAGGGACUCUGAGGGCUCUAGCAUGAACAGGACUGCGGAUAGCAUAAAACACACAGUCACUCCCGAGCACAGUGCCGACAGGGACAGUGGGUUGGGGACCACCGGGUCUGUUGUCAGUCCUGGUACCGUCUCCGCCCAGGUCCAUGAGUCUUCUGGUGACAGUGGCUACUCCACCGUCCACCUCAGCCAUCCUCCGGAGCCUCAGCAGCCGGUUUUUGGACUAGCUCCCCAGACGGGAAGUGGGACGAGUGCCUUCCAGCCAGCGGUGUACUCAGCCGCCGUGUCCCAUGUCCACCCGCCACCCGCUGUCCCGCAAACGCUUCAGCCCGCCGGCCUCAACGGUGUCCCGCCUGGCACACAGGCCCAGCAGUUUGCUUACUCUGCAACACCCCCCAGUCAGCUGGACUACCGACAGCAGCACUUACCCCCAAUCCAAGCCUCCAGCUCUCAGGCCCUCCCCAUGGCCUCCCUCUCUGGGGGCCCUCUGACAAGCCAGGGCACCUCUCCUGUCGUUACCCCAGCCGGUGUAAAGGGGCCCGGGCUGGUGGCUCAGUCCAGGGAACUGGCCGGGUCUCUGGGGCCUUUGACGCAGUCGGGCAGCGGGGUGGUGAUGGCUACUCUCCCCACGGCCUCCGCAGCUCCUGUCGCCCCGAACGUGCCUGCCACAGUGCCCGGCACCACUAAUGCCCCCCCGGGGCUGCCCAGCGGGGCCCCAGCGGGAUCGGCCGGGCAGGGGGUGCCGACCGCCGGCCAAGGGAACGACAGCCGCAGGAGGUCGGACGCCGUGCCACAGCCUAACACCACGCCGGGAAAAGAGAUCAUGAGGCCUUUCAUCCCAGAAAGCCUGCAUCUGGCCACUCCCACAGUCAACAGCCUGCUUGGCAUCUCCAUUCCCAUGGAUGGAGACGAGGACGGUUCUUCCGGAGCCAGUGUCGUAGCCAUCGAUAAUAAGAUAGAGCAAGCAAUGGACCUGGUGAAGAGCCACCUGAUGUACGCGGUGCGCGAGGAGGUGGAGGUGCUGAAGGAGCAGAUCAAGGAGCUGUACGAGAGGAACUCUCAGCUGGAGCGGGAGAACGCCGUGCUUAAGUCCCUGGCCAACACGGAGCAACUCACGCAGCUGUCGUCCAGCCAGAUCAGCCCGUCCGGCAGCAUGUCCCCGCCUCGGCAUCUCCCCGCCGCCAACAACGCCAACACCCCCAUGGAGGGCGCGCCUCAGGCCCUCGGCCUGCCCCAACAGCCAAACGUCACAUCUGCGUGACCGCGCACCCCCCCUCCCCACGACUCGCCUCAGAGAUGCGUGAGGAAGAGACCCUAGCAACCAACCGACCCUGCUGCUGCCGCAUAGUAACCUAAAAGGAAGAGCUCAGAACUGCCUUUUGAUAUUUUUUUUUGUUUGUUUUUUUUAAGAAGCAAAAAAAAAACAAGCAAAAUCAGCCUUUGUUUUGCCUCCGUCGUCUGGCGUUGAGCCAUGCUUUAGCGUGCAUGCCGCCACGGUCCGGCCUCCCACCCCCACCCCCCCCCCUCCCCGGUAUUAGACAACCAUCAUCCGGUGAAAUUUUCAUUUUGGCUGGGCGUCCCGCAUCAAGUCGACGGGAAGCUGACCCAGGGGUGAGAGCGGCAUGGGCUGUGCCCCCACACGCAGGGGAAAGAGGCAACGGGACCACGCGCUGGCAGGGGAACUGGAGGUGGUCAAAGAGGCUGAAGAACCGGGGGGUGGGUGGGGGUGUUCUUAUAUCAUGGAACGGCCUUCAGCUGUUCUCCAAUCCUGCCCCCACCCCCCAUAAUGCAAGCCUAUUUCCGUCAAGUGGAGAAUGACUGGAAAGAGAAUUAGAGACUGCGAUGGAGGAGUGGUUUCAACCAACCAUUGGAGGAAUUGAGGAAAGACUAGUUUUCCCAGAGCUACCACAUGUUGACAAAAAUUAAAUAAAAAAACCUGCAUUAGUUAAUUUUUACUUUUUGCAUUUAUUUAUUUCAGGGCUGCUAUUUUCAUAAUGUAAAUGAACAAUGUCACAGAAAUACUUCUAUUAUUAAAAAAAAAAGUUAUACUUUGGUUAAUGAUAUGUUAGAUUAUUGAUUAGGUGUUAAAUUGGUAGUCUAAUUCAAAAUGUAGUUCUUUGUAGGCAAAUAAAAUGCGAUUUCCCACGGCAUAACACUGCUAACACUAACAGGCUGUUAACUUUAAUUAGAUGAAAUCUAGGUUGAAUGUACAUUUUCUAGAGAGUGUAAAGUAUUAACGCCUAGAAGGUUCAUACAAGUGAACACCAGUUCUUGAGAUGUGAAAUCUUCAAUGAGUCUUUGGCGGUUAUAGUUUGAUGAAGAACGCUGUUAAUUUCCUUUGCUAUAGUUUUUUGUUGGUUAAAAAUGAAAUGAAAAUGAUUUUACAUC